ACAACACGUUCUCACUCCCGACUCGUCAAAUAUUGACGCUUGGGCAGGUUCCCUCAGCGUCACAUAUUGACGCGUCGGGUACCCCGUUCGCGUCAAUAUGUGACGAGGAGGGUUCUCUCAUUGAAUGCUGUACGGCUCCCUAAGCGUCCAAAACCGACGAUCUAGGAACAAAUAAGAUGAGGAGUCUGUUCUAUUUUUGUAAAAGGCACACAAUUCGUGCAUAGCAGAUGUAUUUGUAGGUUUUUAACAAUUUAGUUAAUUUUACUUCAGUUUUAAAAGAUCCUCCGGUUCUCUGAAGCCGCGAUUUUAUCUACAUUUCUGUUUAUUUUUUAACAGCAGACACGAAUUACACCAGUUUCACUGAUUUCAUCGUAACUUCAUGAUUGUAAAGGACAUAAUAUUCUAAUUUUUACACAAUAAUAAAAAAAGAAAGGAAUACGUAUGUUAUUUGGAGUUUAUGAGGUUACAGAUAAUAGCGGCAUGCACCUCCGAAGUCGUUUGCAGUCCAUUAAUAAUAAAAAAAAGAAUUUUAAUAAAAAUGUUUAAGAAGAGUGAGGGUGCAUUUCCUUUUGUGAUUACAUGCCAGACGGUUCUGUAAACGUUUGAUUAAAAUAAAAAUAAGGACAGAUCCCACCCGUCCAUAAAUCUAAGAAGAAGAAGAAGAAGAAGCUGACGUCAUCGCAUGCGACAUUGGACCCCGGUGAGUACAAACCUGAAUCUGUCAGAAAUGAUUUUGUAUUAUAAAACAAAAGAAAAUACUACAGAAUGUGAUUGCAGUUGUAGGACUUAAUGGUAGUAGGACUGUGCCGCGAAUGGUUGAAGACAUUUGGACACGUUUGUAACAUGUAUUUUUUUAAUUUUUGUUGCCGCUAGCUACAUUAGCUAGCUACAUUAGCUAGCUACAUUAGCCUCUUGGAGCCCAGAGAGUUCAGCUGAACCUGCACUUAAUACAUUUAAUUAGCCAUGAUAGAGUCACAGAAUUGUUUGUUGUAUAAUUUGAGGGUUGCUAUAACAACCCUAGGCUGUGAUGAUCCUAAAGGUUUUCUGAAUACACUGAUUGCAGCUAGGUCAUGCAUUUGAAUUAAAAACGAACUUGGGUCAUUACAGCCAAAGUUCUCUCCACCUGUCUACGUUGAAAUAAAUAACUUCCGAAAUCUGAACAUUUAUUUUGUUUUUAUGUCAACAGGUUCUUCUUUGAGAUAUUCAUCUGACAUACAUUUCUGCUCAUUCAUAGCACCCACAAAAGGCACUUUUAAGAGCCACGUUUGUCAAAUCUCUGCGUCAUCUUUUUUGUCAUAUCUCUUCGUCAUCUUUGUGUUCUUAAUUUGUCUAUUGUUCUUCACGUAAUUUGUCAACAGUUCUGUUUGUUUGUUUGUCCAUCAUAAGUCUUUGCAUUCUAUUUUGCUCUUUGUCAGUGUUUUUUAAGUAUGACACGCCCCAAAUUCAGGCCAUGCACACAGUGUCAAACGCCCAAUCAGGCAAACAGAAAAAGUUGUGUCGCCUGCCACCAGAGUCUUUACACCAAAAAAAAAAUAAAAGAAAAGUUUCAGACAUUCAAUGAUCAGUGGAGGGAAACAGUUUUAAAAAACAGAAAUGUUUCCCGCAUAAUGGAUUCUGCGGAAAUUGCAGUUCGCAAACUUCAUGCUUUAGGCUACAAGCCUAUUUUAUUUUUUGCUAAGGAAGAUAAGUCUUCAAGCAAGUGGGUAGCAGAUGCAAUUACUCUUUUGGAGCCCACUGCUACUACAAAUAAUUUUCUUGAGAAGAUGCAAAGGGCUUAUGAAUUUCUCCUCCCUGAAGCCACGUCUGUACCAGUGCAGCCCGACACCUCCACGGAACAGCAGGUUUUUUCACCCAAAGAGCAGUGGGCUGAUGAAAAAGCUGAGAACCUGGUCUAUGAACCAACAGAGACCAUAGCUGAGGAAGAGCCUGUGAUUGUGCUUGAUCUGGUUCCUGUUUCUCCUCGUAUUGUUCCUUCUUCUCCGGCUUUCCAGAAGAAGAAAAGAGCCAGAAGCACCUCUCCACCUGCCUCUCCUCCUACUCUGCCAUCUGUCUCUCCCAUAGACCAGCCAAACCAACAUUCAUAUAAAUCGCCUGCUGCCCAUGCCAUCUCGUUAAGUCAGGGUGGCCUAUUUGAAAAUAAGAAGAGAAAGGGUUGCCGGAAAUGUAGCAGACAAAAGGUGUUCCUGUUUGACUCAAUCACUGGGCAUAGGACUAAUGCGGGCAAAGAGGAAGUAAAAAUUCAUUGGUUGCCCUGCUCUGCUUGCGGGAAAAUCUGGGAUGACACCUGGGAACCUGCAAGUGAAUUCACACAUGUUGCUGUCCCCCAAGAGCUUCUUCCUUCAGACAGCAAACAAGUCCUUCCAUGAUGUUGCUCUUUCUUUUUUUGUGUUACAAAGUUGUAAUUUCCAUUUUUCUAUAACUGCAGUUUGACUAUAUUAAAAGGUUUUAUGUGUAAUAUUGUUUUCGGCUUAUUUUGGGCUGUUUAUUGACACGUCUUUGUCAUGUUCUGUAAAAGACUGAGUGAUGCUGGUUGAGUCACUGCAUGAACAAGUUAUUUUGCCUGUAUUGAGGCUUCAAAUUUUGAACAGGAUUGUUUGUACAUUUUGGCUUGUAAUAGUUGACCUAAUGUC
Xiphophorus couchianus (Monterrey platyfish) is the source of this 2630-nucleotide messenger RNA. RefSeq lists its product as uncharacterized. NCBI's taxonomy places the organism in Eukaryota, Metazoa, Chordata, Actinopteri, Cyprinodontiformes, Poeciliidae. The record is from RefSeq and is a predicted model, not a curated record. The transcript is spliced from 6 exons. Bases 1428 to 2366 code for a protein of 312 amino acids.